This is a messenger RNA of Penicillium paradoxum, 1137 nucleotides long. RefSeq names its product GDP-mannose transporter (gene gmtA). Gene Ontology annotation, cellular component: Golgi apparatus. The record is from RefSeq and is a predicted model, not a curated record. The transcript is spliced from 4 exons. NCBI's taxonomy places the organism in Eukaryota, Fungi, Ascomycota, Eurotiomycetes, Eurotiales, Aspergillaceae. Gene Ontology annotation, biological process: transmembrane transport. The coding region runs from base 1 to 1137 and encodes 378 amino acids. Gene Ontology annotation, molecular function: antiporter activity; GDP-mannose transmembrane transporter activity.
AUGGUCGAAGACAAGAAGUCCGACGACUACACCGUCGACAUGAAUAAGGUCGACCAAGGGAACAAGGAGUUCGAGGCUGCGCCGCCGCCAACUCCUGCGCCCCGCGCCAGCCCCUCCAUGCCCAGCAACCCCGCGUUUCCCGUUUUGGCAUACUGCGGUUCGUCAAUCAUGAUGACCGUGAUGAACAAGUAUGUUCUGUCGGGCCUGGACUUCAAUCUGAACUUCUUAUUGCUCUGUGUUCAGUCUUUGGUCUGCAUUGUCGCAAUUCAAACAUGCAAGUCCAUGGGUCUUAUCACCUAUCGUGAUUUUAACAGCGAUGAGGCUAAAAAAUGGUUCCCCAUCACACUACUCCUCAUCGGCAUGAUUUACACUGGUUCCAAGGCCCUUCAGUUCCUCUCGAUUCCCGUGUACACCAUCUUUAAGAACUUGACCAUUAUCCUGAUCGCCUAUGGAGAGGUUCUCUGGUUUGGUGGCUCAGUCACCAGCCUCACUCUUCUCUUUUUCGGUCUGAUGGUUUUCAGCUCCCUCAUUGCCGCCUGGGCCGAUAUCAAGCACGCAGUGGAGAGCUCCGGUGACACCUCCAGCAAGGUCUCCACCUUGAAUGCCGGAUACGUCUGGAUGCUGAUCAACUGCUUGUGCACCUCGUCCUAUGUCCUGGGUAUGCGCAAGCGCAUCAAGCUGACCAACUUCAAGGAUUUCGACACCAUGUUCUACAACAACCUCCUCUCGAUUCCCGUCUUGCUUGUUCUCACUUUGCUUGUUGAGGAUUGGUCGUCUGCUAACCUCGCCCGCAACUUCCCCGAGUCCAACCGUGACGGUAUCUUCUUCGCCAUGGUUCUGUCCGGUGCCUCGUCCGUCUUCAUCUCGUACACCUCCGCAUGGUGUGUUCGCACCACCUCCUCCACCACAUACUCCAUGGUGGGUGCGCUCAACAAACUGCCCAUUGCCAUUUCGGGUCUUGUCUUCUUCGAUGCGCCAGUCACCUUCCCUAGUGUGUCCGCAAUUGCUAUCGGCUUCGUCAGCGGCCUUGUUUACGCCGUUGCCAAGAUCAAGCAAAACUCCAAGCCCAAGACUGGUGUUCUCCCCACACCGGUCAGCGCUAGCAGCCAGAGCAUGAGAGACUCGCUGCGCUCUUAA